AUGAAUGAUGCGUCUGAGGCGAUGAUGAUUUCGACUUUGCCACACAGCUUGAUUUUUCAAGAUUUGGAGAGAAAUUUCGUCCCACUGAAAUUCUGUAUAAAAGAAAAGGGUUUUGAGUCACGGAAAGAAUUGGAUUGGGACGAAUUGUUGAAUUCCAAACUACUGGAAGCAGAAAAUCGGAUUUGGCUUCUGUCUUCGUUUUCAGGCUCGGGGAAGUCAACGGUGAUGCGCGAGUUGUCUUUUCAACUGCAAAGAAUGUUGGCAUGUAAAAUCAAAGUCUUUCUGGUUGGCCUCUCAGACACCGUCGGGCUUUUUACCAAAGUAAAAACGGAAAGACGAAUAGUUCCGUCACUUGCUUCCGUUGUUUCGAUUGCGACUAGAAUCAGGGAAAUGGAAAUUCAAAAUCUUAUCGAGCAGAAGAAGAUCAUGUUGAUGCUUGACGGAUUUGACGAAAUGUGCCCCUUUUACCGUGAUCAAGUGCUCGACGUUUUGGCUGAGGCGGUGGAAAAAAAAGUUCCAAUUUUGAUUUCAACGCAACCGCACGAGGAAGUCGCGAUUCUUUCAAAGCUCGGAAAGGGAAACCAAGUUUUCAAGUUAAAAAUUUUACCUUUAGAUUGGAGGAAGCAAAUUGAUUUUUUGAUGAUGACUUCGCACAAAUCAGAAGAGGAAUGCAAACUUCAGAUCUAUUUCUACCGAAGGAACGGCUUAGAAGAUAUUCUGGGAAACCCUCUUCACUUAAAAAUGAUUGCUGAACUCGGCGAUUUAGAUUACAAAAAAGGGAUCGACUUGUACGAAAUCUACGAAAAAAUUUUAGAGAAAAAAUUACGUUUCGCGCUGAAAGAAUUGCAAAGCAUCAUAUUAGAGAAGGAAUUAAAUAUUUGUGAAAGGGAACUGAGAAUUGCUGCUGUUAAAUUUUUAUGCGGUGACAAAACUGAUAUUUUAAAAUAUCCCAACAAUGGAAUUGUAACAAUCAGCAACGGACGCGCCCAGUUUGUUCACCAAACGUUCGCCGAAUUCCUCGUGGCAGCGCAUUUCAUCGAUUGCUUGUUGUUCGACGGAUUCGAAAACCCUCAAAGGCCAUUUGAAAUUUUGAACGAAGAAUUCCGUCAAGUGCGAAAGUUUGUUGACUUGAGAAUUUCCAUGAGUGUCGGUGACGAAAAAUUAAAUUUCUUAACUUCGCUAGAAAAAUACUUGAAAAAUAGUCUCACUAAAUCAAGCAUCGAAAAUGUUAUUCUUGAAGAACGUCUCGUUAAUUUCUCCAGCGCUGCAGCAAACCUCGUUACUUUCAAUGCCGAAGAAUCAAAACUAAACUACGUUACGAGCGACCAAAUUUUGGUUUUGGCCAGCAAACGUGUAGAAAAUUGUGCACUUGGUCUUUUGAAGAAAGGCGCGUAUGAAAAGUUGGAAGAUCCAAACAGAGCAGCCGUAGAAAUACUGAGAGAUGCAAUUGAAAAUAAUUUUGCUCAACUUUUUACUGAAAUGGGGAAAAAAUUCGCCGGUUCGAUGGAUUUGGUGCGGAAUAAUAUGAAAAUUAAAAAGACCUACACACUUGCAGCCUACAGAAAUCAUCACAAAGUAUUGUUUCUGGUGCUUGAACAAAAAAUUUUGGAUCAAGGCGAAUUACAAGUGGCUCUGAAAUCUGCUGUACGAGGAAACAGCGCCGAGUGCGUUGAGGUUCUGAUUGAACACGGCGCUCGAACUGCCAGCCUUGACGAGAGUAACUUUGACCAUUUAAAUUCAAAGACGACGGAAGCACUGCUCAAGACAAAGGACGAGCCGGAAUUGAAAUUGGCGUCGAGAAUUUUCAAUCGUUCGCUUGACGAUGAAUAUUGUAAUGCUGAAGUGGCAAAAUAUUUGCUCGAAAGAUUCGGAGAUGAGGAAAAUGAAGAAUUUGAAGUGAGCAGCAGUGCCUUGUUUGAUGUUGCGACAUGCGAAGAUUUUGACGACGCAUUGGAAAUUUUGUGUCGCUGGCUGGUGGAAAAGCGUGGUUUCCAAGUACGUGAAAAGGAUUGGACAGGGCGGAACGCUUUUCACUGUGCAGCCAAAAAAGGAAAUCUCAGGUUGUUAAAAUACUUUCUCGAAAAGGACCCCAAGCUUACCAAGACCUUAACGGAUAAAGAGGAAAACGCUAUGCAUUUAUCACCGUAAAAAGAGGAAAUAUUGACGUCUCUGAAUGGCUGGCGGAAGAAUUAAUCUUGGAGUUAGACGCCGUGGAUGACAACAGAUCAGAGGCGGUCGGUGGUCAUGAAGAAGUUUUAUGUGUUCAGCCCAAAAUCAAAAAGGGGCGUGGCAUUUUGAGAAAUUUCGGGUAUAUUUUAUUUCAAUUUUUUUGUCGCCUUUUUUCUUUGUCUUAAUUAAUUCACAUAUGCAAAUUUGUCUUAAAUUUUCAGGGCAUUUUGCUAUCAUAAAUUUACAAUUUAUUGUGAUGAACAAAAUUUUAAAUUACUUAUUCUUUGAAAAAAACACAAGUUCAAAAAAUUUUUAUUUGAUUUUUUUUUUUAAAUUUGAUUCUAAUAUAAAGUUUUAUUUAAAUAAAACUUAAAACACGGCUGAUGAUGAUGAUGGGAUUUUGGAGUAAUUAAUUGUUUUGUAGAAAAAAAUAUCCCAAUUAAUUCUAAAUGUUUUGACUUUAGUUUUUUUCUUUAAAAUUGUUUUUUUGUCCAAAUAAUUCUCAGCCAAUGACUUAUGGCUGCAGCCGGCAGAUAAAAAAUGUUUUUAUUUCAUUUUUUCUGAAACGACUAAAAAAAAUCAUCCAGCAAAUUGAGGAUGGCCGCCGCUUGCGGCAGGCAGCGGCUUCCAAUUUCCAACUUCAAAGGCGCUGCCGGUGGUAAGCGCUCUGGAAAAAAUGUUCAACUUUUUGAAAAAUUUGUUUUAAUAAAACCUUAUUAAAUUUAUCUCUUAGCAAUGAUAUAAAUUAAAACUCAAAAUUUUCCUCGGCGUUGUGAAAAAUUAAGGUUUGCGAAGUUCUAUUUUUCUCAUAAAAUUUAAAAUAAAAAAGUUUAAACUUUAAUAUGAUUUUUUUUUAGAGAAAGGCACGGACUUUCUUUCCGCAAUUGUAAUUUUUGUAGUAAAAUAAUUUUUUCACAUUUUAAAGAAUGCUCAAAAAUAAAAUUUCAUUUUUUAAGUCAGAAAUAAAUUUUUAAGAUUUUUUCCAAAAUAGCCAUUCAGCGUGUCAAAAAAUAUUAUUUUUGAGCAUUCUUUAAAAUGUGAAAAAAUUAUUUUACCACAAAAAUUACAAUUGCGGAAAGAAAGUCUGUGCCUUUCUCUAAAAAAUCAUAUUAAAGUUUAUACUUUUCUAUUUUAAAUUUUAUGAGAAAAAUGGAAUUUUGCAAACCCUUAAUUGUUUCACAACGUCGAGGAAAAUUUUGAGUUUUAAUUUGUAUCAUUGCAUUGAGGGAUAAAUUUAAUUAGGUUUCGUAAAAUUAAAAACAAAUUUUUCAAAGACGAACAGUAUUUCCAGAGCGCUUAUCACCGGCGACACCGCUGAAGUUGGAAAAUUGCAAGCGGCGGCCGUCCUCAAUUUGAUCAUCAUUCGAUCCGCGGCAGCAGAGGUAUUUCUCAAAUUGAACACGAUUUCGCUCCUCGCCGACUGGGCUCAAAUUUAGUAUCGCCAAGGAGCCUCUAAUUGAUAAAACUUUUUCUUGGUGUAUUCAAUCUAUAAAUAAUCAAAAUAUAUUUUAACACUAAACAGCAUGAAAAUGCAAAGUUCAAACGAUGAAAUUUUAUUUAUUUUGCUUAAUUAAUGCAAUUUUUUGUUUUUAAAAAUGGAAAUAUUUGAAAUAUACUAGAGAUAAUUUGGUAAUUUUUCACAGCUGACGAGCUCCCUUUCAAAAAUUUUAAAACUCAAUAGCCGCCCCAUUGUACGGUCUUGUUUAUAUCCCGCGAUCGCGAUAUGCAAGAAAAGAGACGCUGAUUUUCAGUCUCUUUUUCAACAAUUAUUAAAGAAUUGAACGGUUAAAUUCACGAAAAAUGAAUAAAGGCAUCAUCAAAUGUCCUAAUCCUACCUCAAAUUAUCAUCAGCCGACUUCAACCAGUCCCAAAAGUCCGAAAACGCGACGGAAAUCACUGAUAUCAGCUCGCGCACGCCGCCGAAACAAAAUAAACAUUGAAAUAUGUGGUGAUUUCCAACACAUUUUGGCCAGCAAACAGAUGGAACGCUAUGCACUUCGCUGCUUCUUUUUCAUGGAAAGUUGAGCUCGAGCUUUUGGAAUAUUUGCACAAGAAAAAUCCGCGAUUGAUCAAGGAGAGGACCAAAAGAAAUGAAACUCCACUGCAUCUUGUGGCCAAGA
This is a messenger RNA of Neocloeon triangulifer, 4289 nucleotides long. RefSeq lists its product as uncharacterized. Bases 1 to 2148 code for a protein of 715 amino acids. Gene Ontology annotation, molecular function: protein binding. NCBI's taxonomy places the organism in Eukaryota, Metazoa, Arthropoda, Insecta, Ephemeroptera, Baetidae. The record is from RefSeq and is a predicted model, not a curated record. The transcript has 2 exons.